Molecule: messenger RNA, 2826 nt
Organism: Portunus trituberculatus (swimming crab)
Lineage: Eukaryota; Metazoa; Arthropoda; Malacostraca; Decapoda; Portunidae
Product: putative ammonium transporter 3
Exons: 14
Coding region: 89-2002 (637 amino acids)
Biological process (GO): ammonium homeostasis; ammonium transmembrane transport
Cellular component (GO): plasma membrane
Molecular function (GO): ammonium channel activity
Source: RefSeq, a predicted model, not a curated record
CUCGGAUAGAGACUGAGGGAGCCCGCGCCGCCCCCUUCUUCUUCUUCUUCUGCGUCCCUCAACUCUCAACUGAGUCGCGGAUGAAAAGAUGGAAGAGACACCUGCAUGCUGUGAUAGCCCCACGCCCCUGCCCACAACGACAUCACCACCGCCGCCGCCACAGGAACCCAACGUGCUGUACAGCCUAGACUCCUCACAGCUGAUGGAGGAAAUCGCUAACCUCUCCAGACAGCUCCUACAGGACGACAACAAGGAGACCAUCGCACUGGCUAAUAGCAUUCUCAACCUGACGGGGAACCUUCUGCCUGUCAACGGGAGCAGUUUGUCGAUAAUCGGAGACCUGAACGUGACUGACAACGAGAAUGCAACUCAGAGCACCCUGCUGGUCAACGCCUCCUUCAUCAGCAACGCUACAUCGAGGGGGGGCGGCGUCCAGUUCGAGGGAGAUGACGGUUUCGGCAACGACGCGGCUUGGAUUCUUACCGCUACCUUCAUUAUUUUCACCAUGCAGUCCGGAUUUGGCUUGCUGGAGUCAGGGUGCGUGUCGAUGAAGAACGAGACAAAUAUUAUGGUGAAGAAUGUGGUGGAUGUGGUGCUUGGAGGCUUCACGUACUGGCUCUUCGGGUACUCCUUAUCUUUCGGCAAGUCAGAGUGGACUAAUCCCUUUUGCGGGUGGGGGGACUUCGCUAUCAACCCAGACGAAUCAUCCAUGGGCAGGGUCUACACCACCUUCUUCUUCCAAAUGUCCUUCGCCACCACCGCCACCACCAUUGUGUCUGGCGCCAUUGCUGAAAGGUUCAACUUCGUGGCGUACGUAAUCUUUUCGGCGGUGAACACAAUCGUCUACUGCAUCCCCGCCGGCUGGAUCUGGGCCGAGCAUGGCUUCCUGUUCCAGCUGGGCGUGGUGGACAUCGCUGGCUCCUGCGGCGUGCACCUCUGCGGAGGAGCGUCUGCUUUAGUGGCCUCGAAGAUGGUGGGUCCCAGGAUCGGGCGGUAUGACGACGGGGAGGCCUCGCUGCCCAUGGGAUCGCCCACCAACGCCAUCCUGGGCAUGUUCAUGUUGUGGUGGGGCUGGCUCGGCUUCAACUGCGGCAGCACCUUCGGGAUCAACGGCCACCUAUGGAAAUACGCAGCUCGCACGGCCGUCACCACCCUGCAGUCCAGCAUCGGGGGCGGCCUGGCGGGAAUGAGCUUCUCCUGGUACAAGAAUCACCGUUUAGAAGUGGGCGACGUAGUAAACAGUGUGCUGGGGGCCCUGGUCUCCGUCACGGCCGGAUGCGCCCUCUUCACGUCCUGGGAGGCUCUCUUCAUUGGCCUCGUGGGUGGACUCAUCGCUGUGUUGGGAAUGCCGAUCUUUGAUAAGCUUCACAUUGAUGAUCCUGUUGGCGCUGUCGCUGUACACGGUCUCUGCGGCAUCUGGGCAAUGGUGUCUAUUGGGCUUUUCGUGCAGGCUGACUCUCUCCAGCAAAUGACCAGCGGGUAUUCGGGUCUCUUCAGAGGUGGAGGGUUCUAUCUCCUCGGCAUACAGUCCCUGGCCUGCCUUUGUAUCAUUGUCUGGUCAAUGUCUGCCACCUUCAUCAUCCUUUUCGCGAUUGACAAGUUCUUCAUGGGGAUCCGCAUGAGUGAGUGGGAGGAGCUGGUGGGAGCUGACUUCGCGGAGCACGGCAUCAGACGGCGCAAUGUUGGCGUGUCUAGAGCUGUAUCUGUGUUGGGUCUGCAGCACAAUGGCUUCGACUACAGUGACAUCUUACCACAGGGAGACAAUCCAUGUCACGUGAAGGUGCUGGGUAACCUCGACAUGCUAAGUUCACGCCGCGGUUCCACUCUGUCCAAGGCCGUGGCACAGGUGACAACCAAGAGUUUCAAAACGAAGCUACUACCCUCAUUCCUCCUCAACGGGAAAUCCAAAGAUUCCAAAGACCGCAAGGAAGGAAACGAAUUCUUCAACAGCAACCAGGUUACGCCCCUCGAUAACCCCAACACUCUUUCAGCAUGGCAGUGAGCGAUGCAUUUCAAAUCCUUCAAAACACUAUCAAAACUCGUUAACAUUGCUCAUGUCUUUGCCACUGGCCCUGUGGUUAGAAUGAAAUGAUUUUUUUUAUUAUUAUUAUUACAUAUUUGACUUAAUUGAUUUUGCUCUUAAUUCGGAAAUGUCAAUUUAUCGCAUUGAUCACUGAGUAGAUUAUAUGCAAAAACUUUAUUUGUGGAAGUUCGAUAGAGUUUAUUUGAAUCUUACUUCAAUCAUGAUUUACACAUGGUGUUUUGUUCAUAAUUCAUACUGUAACAUAUCUCUAAAUUAUGUAUACAUUUUAUGCCACGGAUGAAGCGUGGUAUGGCAAGAUAAGACGUACAUUUUGGCAGAUAAGAUUAGAAGAACGAAUGAUUCAAAGGAAUACGGGUAGAAUGGAAAGAGGAAGAGCAUAAAUCAAAUUCACAUGAGGGAGUCUAUUACGAAGACGAAACUCUGACUGUGAAGGCAACGCAACACUACAUACUGUACAUCGCCUCCUCCCGUCCUUCAAGGCUCAAGGCGAAGGAGCGAGGGACGCACAAAGCAGCAGACUGUAGCUCAGGAUGGAGAAAGCAAUAUAUACAAAUUGUUCUAAUAGAAUAGUUUAUAGUUCGGUGAGUAAAAUGUUAUCAUUAUUACCGUAGACUUUUAGACGUUGAUUUAAUUAUUUAUUUAGAUUUUAUUACUAAUACUAGUAAUUUAGUAGUAAUAAACUUAUAGGCUUUAAGACUAUACUAUAUUGUACAAUGUAAGUUGUGACACUUUUGUAGAUUUAUUAGUAAGUACGUAGUGUGUUUAAGUGACUGACAAUUGAA